This is a messenger RNA of Oncorhynchus mykiss (rainbow trout), 4379 nucleotides long. RefSeq lists its product as uncharacterized. Gene Ontology annotation, molecular function: protein heterodimerization activity; DNA binding. The record is from RefSeq and is a predicted model, not a curated record. NCBI's taxonomy places the organism in Eukaryota, Metazoa, Chordata, Actinopteri, Salmoniformes, Salmonidae. Gene Ontology annotation, biological process: kinetochore assembly; chromosome segregation; mitotic cell cycle. Gene Ontology annotation, cellular component: kinetochore.
GGUAAACACUAGCUAGCAAGCUUUUUAUUGUAUUUAUUUGGUUGUAUCCUAGCAAGCUUAGAAUACUUUCAUAAAAUAGCACAUCAAAACGGUGAUUUUCCACAUAAAGAGGCGACACGAAUCUAACGUAUCGUGAACACGACUCGGUAGAAUUCCAUGAUUGUACUGAAGGUUGUGCCAUGGAUUCUGUAGACGAGGACGUGUCUGCUCGAGUUCUCCUGCAAAGUGUAAUUCAUACGGAGUCCUCCAGGUCCCCAAUUACCCACAGUGCCUCCCAGGCUCAGUUCCAGUCCCCGGGGUCCAGAGCCAGAUGUAGUAUCAGACUAAGGAGGAGUGAUGUUGGGGCCCUUACACCACAGGAGGCCCUCAAACAGAGCAUCAAAAAGAAGCUUCAUAAGAGCACUUCCAGGUUUACCCUGCCAGUGCCACCCAGUAAGAGGCGGACUAUAUCAGAGGGAGUCAGGAAGAUAAACACGCCUGCACCAGCCACAGCCUCACUUCUCUAUGAUGAUGACAUCACACCUAGAUACCUACUCAGGGGGAUCCUGCAGACAGAGCCGGAGACAUCCCUUCUGGUUCAGGACCGGCCAGUCAAGAAGGAGCCAGAGCUGCCCUCCACAAACUCCAGUCUUCACAGCAACCGCCCAAGUACAGGACUGUCUGACUUGGAUUUCCCUGACAUGACCACCACAGUAAACCUGUCAAAUACGGUGAAGGGACUAAGCAGGAAGCGACCACGUCGGAGUCUCAACAUAACAGCAUUCAACAGGCAGCUUGAACAUGAAGAUGGAGAGGCUGAAGGUGGCAGUGCAACAGAAAAAGACCUCUCAUCCCUGUCUUCUGCCUCUCCAAACUCUACCACCUUCUCCCUGAAAACACCCUUUGUGGAUGUUCAGACUGAGAAAAGGGGAUUUCAAAGGAAGGUAACAAAUCGUAAAAAAAUUUGCCUUGAGGAGUUUGACGAGGCCCUACAGAAUCGACUGCCGGCGAUGGGUGGAGACCCUGAUUCUUUUUUUGCAGAUGGAGAGGCUGAAGGUGGCAGUGCAACAGAAAAAGACCUCUCAUCCCUGUCUUCUGCCUCUCCAAACUCUACCACCUUCUCCCUGAAAACACCCUUUGUGGAUGUUCGGACUGAGAAAAGGGGAUUUCAAAGGAAGGUAACAAAUCGUAAACAAAUUUGCCUUGAGGAGUUUGACGAGGCCCUACAGAAUCGACUGCCGGCGAUGGGUGGAGACCCUGAGCUGAGUGUUAGGGAGGAUCAACAGGGUCUCAGUGAGACCGUUCGGUCUGAGGGGUUCACCUUGGGACAGAGUGACCUCACCGCUCCUGACAUCACCCAUGACAUCAUCACCAGCAACACAGCGCUCUACUCCCUGCCUGUUGACACAGCAACAACCUUCACUAUCACCACCCAGGACAAAGACACCAUCACGGGAACACAGAUCCAGCGAGAAAUGGGAGGAAUGAAGGAUGAGGAUAAGAAAAUGAUGGAGGAGGUAGGGGAACAAAAUGAGGACAAGAUGGAAUUAGACAACAAAGAUGGAGAGGAUUUGGCUGGAGAUGCUGGGCAGAGAGAGGACUCAGUGAGACAGAAGGUGUCCAAAUCACAGACUAUAGAAGCGGUAGCUGACUCCCAGACAGAAGAGGACGAGGUGGCUGAAUCUCAGACAGAAGAGGACGAGGUGGCUGAAUCUCAGACAGAAGAGGACGAGGUGGCUGAAUCUCAGACAGAAGAGGACGAGGUGGCUGAAUCUCAGACAGAAGAGGACGAGGUGGCUGAAUCUCAGACAGAAGAGGACGAGGUAGCUGACUCCCAGACAGAAGAGGACGAGGUGGCUAAAUCUCAGACGGAAGAGGACGAGGUGGCUGAAUCUCAGACAGAAGAGGACGAGGUGGCUGAAUCUCAGACAGAAGAGGACGAGGUGGCUGAAUCUCAGACAGAAGAGGACGAGGUGGCUGAAUCUCAGACAGCAGAGGACGAGGUGGCUGAAUCUCAGACAGCAGAGGACGAGGUGGCUGAAUCUCAGACAGCAGAGGACGAGGUGGCUGAAUCUCAGACAGCAGAGGACGAGGUGGCUGAAUCUCAGACAGCAGAGGACGAGGUGGCUGAAUCUCAGACAGCAGAGGACGAGGUGGCUGAAUCUCAGACAGCAGAGGACGAGGUGGCUGAAUCUCAGACAGCAGAGGACGAGGUGGCUGAAUCUCAGACAGCAGAGGACGAGGUGGCUGAAUCUCAGACAGCAGAGGACGAGGUGGCUGAAUCUCAGACAGCAGAGGACGAGGUGGCUGAAUCUCAGACAGCAGAGGACGAGGUGGCUGAAUCUCAGACAGCAGAGGACGAGGUGGCUGAAUCUCAGACAGCAGAGGACGAGGUGGCUGAAUCUCAGACAGCAGAGGACGAGGUGGCUGAAUCUCAGACAGCAGAGGACGAGGUGGCUGAAUCUCAGACAGCAGAGGACGAGGUGGCUGAAUCUCAGACAGCAGAGGACGAGGUGGCUGAAUCUCAGACAACAGAAGAUGUAGCAGAUGAAAGGGGACAGGUAGUGGAAGAAGGGCAGGAAAAAAGAUUGAUAUCACAGAGUUUAACACACAAUGCGAUGCACAUCAGUCGGAGAGCUUAUUGCUCAGAGGGUGGCGCCAAGGUUGCUGGAGUGAUGGAAGGAGGGAGGGGCUACAAGAGCAUGGGAGCAGCGCUCCAUCCUACAGAGACUGGGUGGGCAGGCAGAAGGUCAGAGGGGGACACGGCUGGUGAGUGGCACAGCGGGCCGGAGGUGGGAGCUAGUGAGAGCGCCCACACCCGCACAGUAACCCUUGGCAGCGUCCCUCCCUCCCCGUUGCCCCAGGAAGAUGAGCUGGAAGGUUUGAGUAGAACUGGCACCAGCCUUGGCAAUGAGGAGAUGGAGAACUCCAUCCCCCCUUUAGAGAUUACCUUUGAACCUGAGAACAACGCCCCUCACAGCAGCAACUCAUCCCUGCACCCCAUCACUGCCCAGAGCCCAGCUGAGCAUGAGGAGGACUGGGAUGAUGUGGAAGAGGGGGAUGGUAUCCAGAGUGAAGAGCUGUCCAUGAAGACUCCUGCGUUUGUCAGAGAGAAGAGGAAUGCUCUGCCUAUUGACCCCCUGGCCACACCCACUGUUCUCAAAGACCUUCAACCAAGUGUUUCGGCUGGUGCUGCAGCUGCGGUGAAGCCCAAAGCGGUGAGGGGAAAGCGGACUGGAUCAGCCAAGAAGGAUCCUGGUCUCUCUAAGAGCUACGUCAUGAGCGUGUUCAAACACUUCGCCAAGACCAAGGUGUCUACAGAUGUCUACCCUGUCCUAAAGGAGAUAAUGGAGCACUACUUUGACCGGCUAGCUGAUGACUUGGAGACGUUUGCUGCUCACGCCAAGAGGAAGACCAUUGAGGUAGAGGACGUAGAGCUGCUGAUGCGGAGACAGGGGUUUGUGACCGACAGCAUGCCAGUAAAUGUAUUGAUUGAGAAAUAUCUCCCAAUGGAAUCCCGAAAGCUCCUCAUUCCCGUGGCAACAAGUGGUAACUACGUCAUUCCCAAACCGAGGAGAAAAUGAUCAGCCUAUACUGAGAAUGAUCAGCCCAAAUGAGGGCUGAUGUUGUAUAUUUGAUUGAAUAUUUAUCAUUCAAACACAGCCAGGACAAGACCAUGUAACCUGGUGUAAAUGUGUUGUAUUUGUUUGAAUAUGGCUUUCUUUUAUAUUUGUUGAAUAUUACUGCAAAAUGUUUUAUUUGAUUUAUUCAGUAGUCUGGCAUUUGUACGUACCUUUGGAUGAGAAAGGAGACUGGAGUUAAAGCCCUGAGGUUAAGAGUGCCUUGGCUUCCAUCAGAGCAACCUGAAAGACACAACCAAUACAAGCACUAUAGUUUGUAGACAUAAUCUAAUGUCCUCAUGCUGCCCCCAGUUUUCAAAAUCGACCCAGCUAAUCACAGUACAGUCAGAAUAAAAAAAGCAAUAAUUCAAACUUUCGCAUUCGAUACUUUGGGGUGUAAUCAUUACUCCAAUUCUGUUUAAAAACGUUUUGCAACCAACCAUUUACUCCAAACAGAAAAUGGAUACGACAGUUUCUAUUGGACUAAUUCAGGUAGGCCCGGUUUCGUUGGCCGUGUUUGCUUUCGUUUGGUUCUUGGUAAACGGUCAGUUUUCAGGCCGUACACACCGACUGUGUAUGCGUUUUGGUAGACUAGAAGUACAUUCAUUUCCAGUGGAACGAUUCGUUUGCCUUACAGCAUUACGUUGCAGAGGCAGUUGUAAUCCGUUGUGUAGUAAAUCGAAUGUAUGCAUUAAAUUGUAUGCGUAGAAUGUUGAAUUUUUGUUGCACCCAUAUCCAGUAAAAAAAGUGGGAUUCCAUAAUAAAAAGUUGAAUUACAUA